This is a messenger RNA of Toxotes jaculatrix (banded archerfish), 2502 nucleotides long. RefSeq names its product Rho GTPase activating protein 25 (gene arhgap25). Lineage: Eukaryota; Metazoa; Chordata; Actinopteri; Toxotidae. The record is from RefSeq and is a predicted model, not a curated record. Bases 313 to 2220 code for a protein of 635 amino acids. Gene Ontology annotation, biological process: negative regulation of small GTPase mediated signal transduction; signal transduction; activation of GTPase activity. The transcript has 11 exons. Gene Ontology annotation, molecular function: GTPase activator activity. Gene Ontology annotation, cellular component: phagocytic cup.
CUCCCCACUACAUGAAACCCUGAGACUUGUGAGUGAAUCAACCUGGAAGCCAUUUACACAGCACUCUGAUGAGAACAAGUAUGAACAUGGAAGUAAAGCCAGCGUGAGGGGACGUGUUUUGAAGGGCUAGAAAAAAGAAGAAGAAAAAUUAACACACAGGAAGUAGGAAGUGUGAUCUGCGAUAUCUCCAGUUUUAGUGUACGAGUGUGUAUCAAUGUGUGUGUGUGUGUGUUUAUGGGUGUGUUUGUGUGUGUGCUCCAGUGGGGUGUAUCUGUGAAAUGACCCGCUGACCUGUCCUGUGAGUUAAGGACAAUGUCUCUGAAACUACCUCGCAACUGGGACUUCAGCACCUUCAAGGCUGAGACAUCUAGGAUAGCACGAUCCAAGAGUGUGAUACCUGGAGAGGGAAGCCCCGGCUCGGGCUCACCGCGUUCCUCCAGGUCCAUGGAGAGGCCGCUGAAGGCCGGCUGGCUCAAGAAACAACAGAGGUCUUUGGUCAAGAACUGGCAACAGCGUUACUUUGUGUUGAGAGGAAGCACACUGACCUACCACAAAGAUGACAAGGAGACCACUGUCCAGGGGGUCAUCCAGCUACGGUUCAGCAAAGUUAACGAACUCCCUCCAAACUCAGAUGACCCCGGAAAGUACCUCUUUGAGAUCAUUCCACGUGCAACUGGGGAUAGAGAGCGAUGUCCCUAUGUGUUCAUGGCAAACUCCCAGAGUGACAUGGAGGAGUGGGUCCGCACUCUACGCAGAGUCAUAGGAGUACCGACAAGUGGAGUGUUUGGAAAGAGUCUCAUGGACACGGUAACGUAUGAGCAGCGCUUCGGGCCUCACUUGGUACCAAUCUUGGUGCAGAAGUGUGUGGAGUUCAUUAAAGAACACGGGCUGGAUGAGGAGGGCAUCUUCCGCCUGCCGGGGCAGGACAACGCUGUCAAACAGUUCAGAGAUGCCUUUGAUGCAGGAGAGAGGCCGUCCUUCCCCAGUGACACAGAUGUCCACACAGUGGCGUCACUGCUCAAGCUGUACCUCAGAGAGCUGCCAGAGCCUGUGGUGCCCUGGACUCAGUACCAGGACUUCCUGGACUGCACCAACCUGCUGGAUUGCAGCAGCACAGAGGGUUGGGAAAAGUUGGAGAAACAAAUCGCUCUUCUCCCCAGAGUCAACUACAACCUUCUCAGUUAUGUGUGCCGGUUUUUGUUUGAGGUGCAGCAGCACUCCAAGGUGAAUAAGAUGAAUGUGGAGAACUUGGCUACAGUGAUGGGGAUCAACCUCCUCAAACCUCAGAUAGAGGACCCCAUCACUGUGAUGAAGGCGACUCCUCAGAUCCAGAAGCUGAUGACAGUGAUGAUCAGACAGCAUGAGACUCUGUUUCCUCUCUCCAAGGACGUGCUUCCCUCCCCUCCCUCCAACAAAGCUGAGAGCCUGAAGAACACUCCCCGAAGCUUUGUGGGCUGGGAGUCUGCAGAGAUGGGUGAUGCAUCUCUGUCUGAGUCCCCAGAGGAGGAAGAGGACAAUGACAGUCCAGGUCCAGACAGAGGAGACUGCAGCCCCGAAACCCUUCUUCCAGAGCCGCUCUCACCUUCCACAGACGACUGGCUUGGAAGUCCCCGAAAACGCACUCAGACCCUGCCCACCUUUAAUUGCCCCCUCACCGGGAUGGCAGCUAAGGCUGAGGCUCUCAACCGGUGGAGUCGCAUCCAGGAGAGCAUGGAAGAGAAGAGUGGGACAUUGUCAGAGGACAUUUUUAAGAUUCUGGACCUCAGGAGUUCAGGAUCAUUGUUCGGGGGGUCAAAGAUUAGUACCAAGGAGGAAGAGGAUAAGCUCAUGUCCAGAAGAGUAAGUGACAACACAGGUUCUUCAACAGCUGGCUCCCAAAAACCUAACAGUGAGUCCCAGCCUGCCCGGAUGCUGUCCCAUCAAAAGAGUGUAGAGACCCUGACACUGGGUAGUUCAGCGGGUCAGCAGGUCAACAGCAAGUCUGAGCCGAAGAAAGACAACCAGCAGCUUGUAGACAGUCUGCAGCAGGAGAAUAAGGAGCUGAAGGCCACAGUGGCAGAGCUCCAGUCUGCUCUGGAGGCAGAGCGUCGCCGUAUGGCCGCUCUGGAGAUCUGCCUGAAAAAUGCCGAGCGCAGUCGUGACGAAGCCCAGAGACGAAACGAGGAGCUGCAAAGAGACAUUCAGCAGUUUCUCACCGGAAAGCCACAAGCUCCCACCUAACAGUCGUUUUCAGACUCACUAGUAUAUGGAUUUAUGAUCCUCUUAGCCUUAACAGAACUAAUUUCACAGGGGCUGAUUAUGGAAAAUACUGUCAUCCUCCAGGGGGAAGGCACUGGAUUGCUUCCAUUUGAGCUCUGACGAUACAUAUUGGCUCACUUGUGUGUAUCUGUGAGAAAAGUUUGUUAAGAAACUGCACCUCAAGUUUGUUCUCCCUGCUGGAGAGGCAACUUGAAAAUCGAAAAAUGAUUUUCCACGGAAAUGCAAAGCAGGAUAACAUCAGCA